UGGCCACCACUGACAGUGAUGUAACAGAAGGCUCAUCCAAGGACAAACAACAGAACAGCCAAACAAAAGCCCCCGAUCCCUCUCCUCUCUGUCUCUUUAUCUGCCCUAAUGAGAGUGAUGAGUUUGUUCAAGGAACUGGACCCCUGGCUGACCUUCAUCUAGAUCAGGGUCUGGUUCUGGAGGCCAACACCUCUGAAGUUCUUGUGUCUGGCUGGGAUUAGUGACGGGUAUUAAAGGCAUCCACAGACCCUCAUCACUGUGAUGGUUAAGAGGAGGCAGGCUGGAUCCUCAGGGCUCCUUUCAGACACUGAGGGGCUUCUAACAGUUGAGAACAUUGAUGGACGGGCCAAGACAUGGACUGCGAAAAUGCACAGCAGUUGGAGAUGUAGGCUACUGCUGCAUUAAUGUUGACGCACAGCCAUGCUUGCACUGGCAUCACUCAGCACUCAACACUCAACGCUCCAGGCCUUCACCCAAUCAGACUCUUCUGUUUUAGUGGUACAGGAGCUCCAUGGAGGAGUUCCCCAGAGCCGUCUGAAGCUUUUGGACCACCUAGGGUUUCCACAGUGAUGGCCAGCUCCUCCUGAAACAAGAAGAAGAGGUAGAAGAAGAAGACCACAACCAUGACCACAGAGACAGCCUGCAGACCCCUAGAGCAGGACUCUGAAUACGCUGAGUACUCCGAACUGGCCGACAUGGUGGCCGCUAUCGAUGUGGCAGCGAGCGGAGUGACCCCACCCAACGGCCACCGAUCCCCACCUCACCGCCUGCUGCUCUCCGACCGCAAGUUCUCCCUGCAGGAACGCGGGACGUACCACAAUGGAACGACCCCCAGGAUAGCCAGGAGACCGACCAUCGAGUCCAAACGCGUGUCCAUUUCAGACGGAGAUGACUGUGUUCAGCUCAACCAGUACAAAUUAAAAAACGAGAUUGGAAAGGGCUCCUAUGGGGUGGUUAAACUGGCACAUAAUGAAGAUGAUGACCAAUACUAUGCUAUGAAGGUGGUCUCCAAGAAGAGGUUAAUGAAACAGUGUGGAUUUCCACGCCGCCCCCCUCCCAAAGAAACGUCUGGAUCGAAGGGAAACCAACCCAAACCCUUAGGCCCACUGAACAGAGUGUACCAAGAGAUCGCCAUCUUGAAGAAGCUUGACCAUCUGAAUGUAGUUAAACUAGUAGAGGUUCUUGAUGACCCUGAUGAAGAUAAUCUACACAUGGCCUUUGAGUUGGUGCCAAAAGGGCCAGUGAUGGAUAUCCCCUCAGAUAACCCUUUAACAGAAGAGCAGGCCCGGUUCUACUUCAGAGACGUGAUAUUGGGCAUAGAAUACUUGCACUAUCAGAAGAUCAUACAUCGAGACAUCAAGCCUUCAAACCUGCUGCUCGGAGAUGACGGCCAUAUUAAGAUUGCAGAUUUUGGAGUCAGUAAUGAGUUUGAGGGGAGCGAUGCACUGCUAUCUAACAGCGCGGGAACGCCGGCCUUCAUGGCACCGGAGACUCUGACUGACCAAGAAAACAGAUUCAGCGGAAAGGCUUUAGACGUGUGGGCAAUAGGAGUAACUUUAUACUGUUUUGUCUUUGGAAAGUGUCCUUUUGUGGAUGACUACAUCUUAGCUCUGUAUGAGAAGAUCAGGAAUUGUCCAGUGAUCUUUCCGGAUACGCCCAGUGUAUGUGAAGAGCUGAAGGAGCUGCUCAUCAGAAUGCUGGAUAAAGUUCCUGACACCAGGAUCACCAUUCCUGAAAUAAAGCUGCACCCAUGGGUGACUGUAGGUGGGCUGGAGCCGCUGCCUCUGGAGGAGGAGCACUGUACGGUGGUGGAGGUGACCGAAGAGGAGGUGCAGAACUCUGUCAAACUCAUCCCUAGCCUUUCCACUGUGAUCCUGGUGAAGUCCAUGCUGAGAAAGCGCUCGUUUGGGAACCCCUUCGACUUCCUGAGCCGCAGACAGGGCCGGUCCAUGUCCGCCCCAGGAAACCUCAUCUUGGACAUGUUGCUGUUUCGCAACUCUGUAAAUGUUCACCCAUCAUUAAGUAGAGCAAGUGAUGGAAGCAGAGAGGGAGAACUGGAGGACCUUUAUGAAGAUGAAGAUGCGUGAAUGUGUAACUUCUUUGCCUUUACAAUUGAUUUCAUGUUGGUAUGUACAAUCCUAAAUAAGAAAAUGCUGGGAAAAGUGUGGAAAAUGGUCAAAAAAAUAAAACAAAAAACAAUUUGCUGUGUUUCCACUGAUGAGAAGUGGGAACUUCAGUAGAGAAGUGGGUGGGGGUUCUGGACAUGGUGAACAUAAGGUUUAGGUUGUGUACAGUAAAGUUUUAAAUAGUAUUAUUUUUUAAUAUUAAAUGUAGCAAAGUGGACAGAGCUUCUCGUGCCUCCAUAAGAGUUAAUGAUUUGAAUUUCUUGCCUCUUAAUGUGUUUGAGAGCAUCAGUUGUAAAGUUGUGAAGAGGUAGAGUUGCAGAUAUACAGUGAAUA
Molecule: messenger RNA, 2459 nt
Organism: Astyanax mexicanus (Mexican tetra)
Lineage: Eukaryota; Metazoa; Chordata; Actinopteri; Characiformes; Acestrorhamphidae
Gene: camkk1b
Product: calcium/calmodulin-dependent protein kinase kinase 1, alpha b
Exons: 19
Coding region: 624-2087 (487 amino acids)
Biological process (GO): positive regulation of protein kinase activity; intracellular signal transduction; protein phosphorylation
Cellular component (GO): cytoplasm
Molecular function (GO): calmodulin binding; calcium/calmodulin-dependent protein kinase activity; ATP binding
Source: RefSeq, a predicted model, not a curated record